Caenorhabditis angaria is the source of this 2521-nucleotide messenger RNA. The record is from the annotation of a GenBank genome assembly. NCBI's taxonomy places the organism in Eukaryota, Metazoa, Nematoda, Chromadorea, Rhabditida, Rhabditidae.
AUGACUAGAAUAAACCGUUCAAUAUUUUUUAUUUCAUUUUUAAUACCAUUUUCAUAUUCAAUACCUGAAUCUGGUAUUUGUCCGCCAGUAUUAGAUCUAGCUAUACUUUUUGAUUCAUCUGGUGGAACUCCCAAUGUUUUUGAACAACAGAAAAAUUGGACAAUUGGUAUUGUUAGAGAGCUUCCUGUUCAUCAAGAUGCUGUUAGAAUCACACUUCUACAAUAUGCAGAAGAAGUUAAAACCGAGUUCAAUUUGUCGAGGUUUUCUGAGAGGAAUGAUAUGAUCAAGUAUUUUGAUGAAAUUUCGUUGUUGAGAGGGAAUACAAAAUCUGGUGGAGCAUUACUGCAAGCAGAAACAGAGCUGUUUGAUUUAGAAAAUGGAGCAAGGUGGGUGGUUUGGACUAACUCGCACUAACUUAUCAUAUCUCACAAAAACAUCAUGCUCUUCAUACUUUUCCUAUCUUCUAGACUGAAUGCCAAUCGCAUCGUGAUCAUUUUCACCGAUGGACUUUCAAUGGAUAAUCCAACAAAACCAGCAAAAAUCUUGCGUCGUCGAGGUGUCAAAAUUAUUGCAAUCAGUGUGAAUAGUAUUGGAUUUGUUCCCGAAAUGCUCGGAAUUGUUGGUGAUUCUGAUAAUAUUUAUGGGUAUAUGAUUUUUCAUUUUUUUUUCUCAUUCUUUCUCAACUUUUUUAUAGACCAAAUGAUGAGGAUCGAUUGAAAGAGAGACUAUUGAAUGAGGUGGAAAAGUCAAGAUCUUGUGAAGUUCAACCAAAAAAACUGACAAAAACUACAAGCAGUUUCACAACGACUAAAGCAACUGAAGCUCCAGUUAUUUUUGAACCAGCACAUGUUGACAAUGUUGAAGUUGAAGAUGAUGACGAAGAUGAUGAGAAUCAUAUUGAUUCAAUCAAUGAUAUCAUUCCAACAGAGUCAACUGAGGGAACAAAAUCUACAACAACAACAGAGACUCUUUCAACAAUAACUUCAAGUUCUUUGCUUGGUAGUAGAAUUAUUGCCAAGAAUAACACAGUGGCUGAUGAGUUAGAUAAACUUGGAAAUGAAACAGCGAAACUUCUCAAAGAAAUUGAAGACGAGAAAAAUGGCUUGGCUAAGCUUAUUGAAUCUACUUCAACAUUGAAAACUACUUCUACAAAUGCUCCAUCUACGACCAGAUUUUCAACACUCCCUACAGUUUUGUCUUCUACAACCUUAUCGUCUGCAAAACAAAUUACAAAUACCAAAAUUGAAAAACUUUCUAGUACUCGAUCAUUUUUCAAUACAAGAGUUACAUUCCGCCCAGUCACUACAUCAACAAAAACUUCAUCUACUCAAGGUUUAACAACAGUCAUUCCCUCUACGGAAAAAUCUACUAAAGUGACAACAAAUUCACUUCCUACCCUCAAAACUGUCUCAUAUACUCCAACAGCAACACCAAAGAAACUCACUACAACAGUUCAAACAACAUCUUCAGUGCCACCUACACUUCGAACAUCUUUACAAACCACUUCAACACCAAAACCCACUCAAUCAACAACAGAAUCAACAUCUCGAAAAUGGACACCAACUGGAGUUUUCAGAAGAACACUCCCUUCUGUAACAGCUUUCCCAACAUUGCUAGCAAUGGAAAAAUCAGUGACACUUCCAAUAAAUAAGAAUAUUGUAGAUGAGACAAAAUCACAACAGAAGAAAAAGAUUCGAAGAAUUAUAAAGAGAAGAAGAAAUAUUCCAUCGAAUUUGGAACAUGAUAAAAUAACAGACAGUGUUAUUGAAAUUAUUCCAACGACACCGACGUCACCUGCUAAGUUUUCAAGAAAUACUUUUCAACCUGAGAUUACAGAAGAAGAGGAAAUCGGUGAGUAUUUUGAAAUUCAAAAUUCCUGAAAUUGUCUGCUAAAAAUUUAUUUUCAGUUCAACCUGGUGUUCAAUGUCCAAUGGAUAUUCUAUUCGUUGUUGAUAGCUCUGGUUCGAUCGCUCAAACCUAUGACACACAAAAAGAUUUCCUAACAAGCCUUAUAAAACGCGUUGAACCAUCUCGAAGCCAUCGUGUUGGUCUCAUUCAAUUUGCUGGUCCACAUUUGCAGAAAAUGGAAUGGUCUUUUGAUACACAUUCAAAGAAUUCACAGCUUCUUUCUGCUAUUCGAAGUGUCCGACAUUUAACAGGAACCACAUAUAUUGGAGCUGCUUUGGAACUUUCUUUGAUAUUACUUGAUUCGAGAAGAAAACAUACUGAUACAACGGUUAUAUUAGUUAGUGAUGGAUUUUCUCAAGAUGAUUCUACACAACAAGCAAAACUUCUUCGCCAACUUCCAAAUGUUAAAAUGUAUGCAAUUUCUAUGAACACCUUGACAAACACGUGAGUUUUCAUUGGAAAAUUUGAACCGUAUCGAUGUUCUUUUUUAUUUUUCAGCAAACAAUUGACGGAUAUUGUUGGUGAUCGAAAAAAUGUUUUUAUCAAUGAAGAAAGCAAAUGGUUUGAAGAAUUUUUCACAAAAAAAUUGAAAUGUGUUCCAACAAAUAGAUGA